AUGCUAAUAUCGGUCAAAGCCUCAAACAUUUUCCUUCAUUUGGCAGUUACCAAACCAAACAUCACCAUAAUGUUUAUCCUAUACCCUCCAAAUGCAAUUGUCGAACCCCUCCCAAACACCAAGCUUGAAACAGCAAACAAUGGAUUCCGAAUUCGAGCAACUCAACACCGACAGCAAUGGCGGACGAGGAAGCCAUGGCCAGAUGGCUGCCGGAAGAUAAUGGCGCCCAACGAUAGGUCAUUCUGA
This is a messenger RNA of Nezara viridula (southern green stink bug), 246 nucleotides long. The record is from the annotation of a GenBank genome assembly. NCBI's taxonomy places the organism in Eukaryota, Metazoa, Arthropoda, Insecta, Hemiptera, Pentatomidae.